Messenger RNA from Glossina fuscipes, 6281 nucleotides. RefSeq names its product protein chiffon (gene chif). Bases 106 to 5982 code for a protein of 1958 amino acids. Gene Ontology annotation, cellular component: nucleus; Dbf4-dependent protein kinase complex. The transcript has 2 exons. Gene Ontology annotation, biological process: positive regulation of nuclear cell cycle DNA replication; regulation of cell cycle phase transition. NCBI's taxonomy places the organism in Eukaryota, Metazoa, Arthropoda, Insecta, Diptera, Glossinidae. Gene Ontology annotation, molecular function: zinc ion binding; nucleic acid binding; protein serine/threonine kinase activator activity. The record is from RefSeq and is a predicted model, not a curated record.
UUUGGAUGCACGCGCCAUUUUGCAUUAUUUAAAUGAACUGGGCUACAGAAAUAUCUCGGCCAUACAACUCCAAGAAUUUUUAAAAGCUAUUUUGCGACUAAAGGUAUGCAACCGCAGUCGAGUAUCAACAGUACGAGUAAAUUUGAUGCAAAAUUUAAUCAGCAACAACAAUAUAUUCAAGAACAGCUACAACAACAAUUGCCAACCUCAUCUGUCACCACAAACGCAACAGCAGCAGUUUAUACAUCAAAACGUAGUCCUUCAGUCAAAGUAAUUAAAUGCAAGAAACCAUUGUGCCACUUUAAAUUCUACUUGGAUAUAUGCGAUCAUCAGCUUACCAAACGUAUUGAGGAGCAAAUAAAGUUGUUGGGCGGCUCAUUGGAAUUUUUCUUAACAUCAAAUGUUACACAUUUCAUAACAGAUAAGCCGACCGUUCUGCCAGGUAAUAUACGACAAAAAGUUGCUCAGGGCAAUUACAAUCACAGUCCUGGUACACCUCAAACUCCAACUACGCCGCUCACACCUCAAACACCGUACUCCUUAGAAUCACAGGAAGUUAAAUCGAGCAAUGGCUUCAAAACUAAUGGCAAUAAUACGAAUAGUGUUAAUGCUAAGAAAACGUUACGACAGUCAAGAGCCGAUGCCAUUUUAAGCCGUGCUAGACGUCAAAGCGUAACCUCAGCUACAAAUACGCCCCCAUUCAGCGCGUUAGGGAAUCAACUGGGAACAAACUCAGUUCAAACAGCAGCGACGACACCCUUAAAGUCUCAACAAGCCUUUACUGCAUCUCCGGCUUACAUACUUUGGCAAGCGGAGCAUGCUUUGCGGUUUUUCAAAAAGGUUCAACACGAACUGAAAGAAUAUUUAGGUCAUAUCAAAAGAAGUUCUAUCAAAUCUGGUAGCAUAGAACCGAUCAGUCUUAAGGGUGGUUUUAUAAAAAUAGAAACAAUUAGGCGAAAUUGCCGCCCCUAUUAUCAACUCUUUAGAAAGUCUAACGAGUGGCCGAAAGUUGAAAUUUCCCGCGAGGACGGAGCUUUUCGUUUAUCACCGAAACGCGAAAUUCCCAAGGGAGAAGAAUAUAAAAAAAUUGCAGUUUUAGAUGCAAAUAUGACUCGAAAAUCUCGCUCCCGGUCUUCCCAACAUCAAAGUACUGUAAAAAUUUUGAAAAAAUCAACAGCAAAUAGUCAGCGCAAUGCUGUAGCGUGUAAACAACAACAGCAACAACAACCAAAAGAAUCAUCAGACAAACAGUGCGGAGUCUGCGAGAUUUGCAAAAUUGAAUACGAUACACUUACCAUACAUCUCAAGACGAAAGAUCAUGAGUACUUUGCCAAAAAUCCACAAAAUUUUAUUGCCUUAGAUACAUUAAUACAUACCUCAGCGGAUGUGAAUAAUUUCCUAGAAGAAAACAGAAAACUUGAAAUAAAAAGUGAGCCACGAGAAAUGGAUGUUGACGACGUUGAAGACGAUGAGGAAAUCGGAAACAAUAAUGAAGAGGAAACGAUCGUCCCAACCGUUACCAUCAACAACAGUAACCAAAAGAAUAUUUCAGAAGAUUCAGUGACGUUGGUUGUACCAAAAUCUCUUUCGCCGACGUUACGUGAAAAAUCGAAACGCGUCACGAAGGGCAAACAUUCGUCGGAAAAGUUUCAAAACCUACCUUCGAAGUCACUAAAGGUUCCUAGUCCCCAGAAAAAUGUUUGCAUAGGGCGAUCUUUCGUUAACGAAAUACAGUCAUCGGUAUUUGCAAGUGGUUUAAAUAAGAAUUGCAAAAAACUCUCUUCAUCAGCUCUUUCUCCGCCAAUACGCGCGACCCUACCGCCUUCUUCUUUAUACAAAGUAGUUGAGACUCACACUGAUUUGAAUUGUACACCACCUAAAGGUCGUGGCGGGAGAGACGGUGCGGUUGCCGCAGCAUCACCAUCAAUAAUAGUUAAAUUUAAAAAGGUACGAGCUACGGAAUUACAGGUUCUCAAUGGCGAAGCGGAAAGCUUUAUGUUCCCAAAACGGCGAAGUGAUUCGAGUGAUUUGCCCACCGAUAUAGAUCGUCAAACAACUUCAGAUCGGGUUGGAAACACUUCGUCUUCAACGCACUCAUCUUUUUCUGAGGCAGAGGACACUACUGAUAAUUUAAUGCGUAUCGACGACGUUAAGUCAACAUGGGGGAAAAGAGCUGUGGCGACUGCGAAACGAAAAUCGCUGAAAGGCGCUAUUGUUAAUUCAUCGAAAAAGAUAAAUGACAUUAGCAAGCAGAGUUUUCCGAAAGCCCCCAUCCAGCCAGUUCAGCAAUUGAAACAACCCACUGCAACAAGAAAAAAGUCAACUAAUAAUGAUGUGGCGACUGCUGCGGCUAUAGUUGCAGCAACUGCCACAAUAACAUUACCGGAAGCUACUCGUAAGAGUUCUCGGACAGCUACUGCAAUAGUAACCGCAGCAACUACUAGUAGUCGUUUGCUACAGGCGGCUGUUGAAGCCGCCAAAAGCAAAAAUCGCCAUUUAAGUACUGAAGCAGCUACCGCCACGUAUUCAAAAACCAAAAUGCCGAAAAAGCGAAUUAAAGUGGAGGCAGUGAUAGAAGACAAAGAUGGCACGGAGGCAGCAGUAGAAAAGGAAAGUUCAGCACAAUCUGCCAGCAAGUUGACAUUAAGACAAAAACGUAGUAGACGUAAACCAGUUGUAAAAUUGGAGGAUGGGAUGGGGGAACAAAACAGAAGCAAACAAAUACCGAUCGAAGACGACGAUGAAGAUGAAAUAGAUUUUGACGAUUUCGAUGACGCUACGGUAGAUAGCGAUGAUAUAAGAGAUGAGGAUUUUGUAAUCGAAGCUGAAAGAAAAGCUCAAGCACGUUUAAAGCGUUUGAAUUCAGUAAAAAAAAUGUUAAGUACAAAUACACGUGAAGAAAGGGCAACCAAACGUCAAAAUCGUUUACUGAAUUUCAUGAAGCAGGAACGGCAGGAAUCCCAGACUGAGUUGAACGACUCAAUGCAAAAGCCCGCGAAACUGAAAGUAAAAAAACCUGCAAAAGCUACAAAGCCCCCGUCUAAGAAAUCUCAACGUAAGUCAUCGGCAAAUAAAAAGCGAUCAAAAAAAAUCGAACGGGUUUUUGAUUUCACUAAAAGUGAACGUUUGAAAAAACUGCGUUACGCUUUCGAGCGUUUGCCGACGUCCGAUUUAUGGUAUCGAGUAUAUAUGCGGCAGGAUGAAUGCCAAGAACGAUACUUUGAAUAUUACGGCACUACCACCUAUAGAAAACUGCCCUAUGAAUUGGGCCCUAUUCCCUUUGAAACAACUUUUUUAGAUGGCAGUAAUGGAGCUAAAAUAUGCUGCAACUUAUGUCAAUCGUCCCAAACAGACUCUGAAAAGGACGCUUUUAAUGGUAAUACUGCGAAAAGUGAACUUUAUAAUCUAGAAAUAAAAGGCGAAAAGUAUGAAACAAAACCUCCGUCAACAAGUGACAGCGGAGCCAGUUCCUCAAACGUUGUGAAUGACUUUGCUAACAUUAGUGGGACAACUUUAGGUAAUUAUACAACGCCGCAGGCCUACACGCAUAAGCAUAAGAAGCUUCAUCUGUUGCAGCGUUAUCGUCAAGAACAAGAACAACAGGAAUUGUUACAGCGACAAAAACUUGAAGAGAACAUGAAACUUGGUGUGGACAUUAAGGACGAUACGUCGCGAAUAGAAGGGUGCGUGGCUGUAACACCAAUUGAAUCUAUGCGUGAACAAAGGGCUGGAUCCACGCACAGCAAUGCGAGCAGUUGCGCCAGCAGUGCAGCAACGCUAAAUAAAGCAAAAAAAGUGCGUCAGAGGCAUUUUAAUAAAGCUUCAUAUUUAGCUCAUUUAGAGCUGCCACCUCGUAAAUCACCUCGUGAACAUGCUUCCACACUGGCACUUGUUAGUUGUAUCAUCAAACAGCGGCAAGAUUCGCUUAGCAAACCAAAUUCGGAAACUGAUGAGCCGCCAACGACGCCACUGGCUCUAACACCUAUCGACAUAAAACCGCUCUUAGAUAUAAAAUCACCUCUCUUGCCAAUCGAAACGCCGGCUGCUGCAGCACUGCCAGCUUCUUUAGAAGUGGACGCUCAUAGUGAUUCAUUACGUUUACAGGCGCCUACACCCGAGGAAGAGUUACGAUUUGCCACUGAAAUAUCCGAAACUGUCAAACGUAUGCGAAGAGGACGCAAUAAAUACGAUUAUUCGCCUCCAUUCGUUGCAAGAAAAGUAAGACGGCCCCGCUCCAAUCGGGGAAGAGGCGCGGCAAACUGCGUUUUGGCAACAACUAGUUCCUUAUGGGACAAACCCCUGCAGGUCAAUCGUCUUAUCCCGCAAAUUCCUCAGACGUCGUGUAUUAAAAGUCAAAUUAUUGCACCAACAGUUGUGAAAAGACGAAGGGGUCGUCAAAAAGCCUGCUUUGUCGAAGUGAAUUCUCUCAUGCCUUCCAUACGUAAGACUGGGUCAAAGAAAGGUGUACUGGAAUUCGAAGCAGACGCCACCGCACUAAAAACCUUAAAAUCUGCUCCUACUGAUUAUGUCAAUCCUAAAUUGCUCGAGUGGCAGAUCGAUAAAUAUCUGUCAUCUGUUGGUCGACAAUAUGAUGAGCCGGAGCAAAACAUUUUACUUGCAAAUCGUUGCGAUUUGCGAAUUCCCAACCAAUCUACAAUAAACCAAAAUACACCACCUUCGACGGAUCACUUUUCAAGUGACUUCGAUCUUUGUGAUUUAUUAAAUCAGGGAGCUGCGCGAGAAAGUUUGGGGACGGAAGCCCUCGGUACGGAAGAAAAUCGUUUAGUUGUAGACACGAAGCAGAAAGACUUUAGUUUUUUUAAUUCAAUAGCGUUACAUAGUUACUACCGCAAACGAAAAACUCUUAAAUGUAACAGAACGGGUUGGCCAAAAGUAAGUAAAAAAAAGAGCACCUGCCGUCAGCAAAAAUUGCGACAGAGGAUUUAUUUUAUGAAAGACAGCGAACCCAAGAUAGAAUCAAACUUGGAUAAGCUAAAUAAGGAAGGAAUUAAACAAGAACCGAUGGAUGUCGAAGAUAUUGACGGUGGAGAUAACAUGGAAGAUAAUGAUGACACAACUCAAGAGCGGACACGGGAGAGUGCUGCCAUUACCCCUCCUAACAGCGAAAUAGAAUUGAAUGCAUUUGCAGUGAAUGCCAAUGCGGUUCUAAGUGAAAGGAAAAAACAAAAUGAGGAACAAGAGGACGAUGAGACUCAAAUGAUGCUAAUUGAAGAGCAGGAGGAUGCUGAUACCAUGCUUGAGUCGGUAGAAGAGGAAGAAGAAACAAAUAAAAUGGAAUCCGAUGUAGACGCAGACAUAGAAGAAGUUGACGAUGAUGACGAUGGCGAGGAGGAAGAGGAGGACGUGGAGAGUAGAAAGCCUGUUAAAUCUUUACAAUUUAAACAUCAAACUACAGCAUAUGCAUUGGCCGAUGAAUCUACAGAAAAACCUAUGCCUUCUUUGGAGCUUUUAAGUCCUGUAGAAAAAUUUCGAAAUAGACUUUUGAAUAACUCGGUGAACUCGGUGCAUUCGCUAGCUGCCUCAUCUACGCCUACGAUUCAUUUAAUGCGACCUUUACGUCGAACGCCACAACUAAAUGGUAGUCUAGGUAGUUGUAUCAGUCCCAGUGAAAAAGCCGGCGAUAAUUCCGAUAUUUUUACAGUAUCAUCUGACGGCUUAGAAACUGAUUUAGAUUUAAGCAAUUCGCAUUCCCAACUAAAAUGUAUAAACGAUGAUGACUCCCGUCAUCAAAAUCAUCAUCAUUAUCAUGAAUCACAUUUAAACAAUGCUGUCGGCAACAUAACACCAAAACGAAAAUUCGAUAUAUCUAAGUAUGCGCCGACAAAUGCGGCUACUUGUGCCGCAGAGGCGGCCACAGCUGCCGUCAAGUCUUUAGCCAUUUCGCAAUUCCUCAAAAAGGAAGUGCGAGUUACUUGUCGCCGUCUACGAGCACCUUUUCGUCGUUUUCGUUACCGCAGGUAGGGACACGGCUAUGUGCUUAUACCUAUCUUCGACUAAGUUAAUUAGAAAAGGCAGCCGGGAUGAUCCAAAGCUAACUUACGCCGAAGAUGAAGGAUUCCUUUCUGAGGAGCUAAUUUUAUCGUCAUAUAGUGAAAGAAUGAUAUUCUGAUAAAUUAUUGUAUAAAAUUAUAAUUUGUUAGUAUAGAAUUAAUUAAUAUAUGCGGCAAAAGAAAUCGUAAGAAGAACGAAUUUAGUCUAAAACAAAAGUAUUUUUUUUUUUUUUUUAUUAUUUUGUUGCUUAAUUAUUUAUUGUUAAAAAU